UAAACAAUAGACAACACAAGCUAGUUAAAAAAAACCGUACCGAUACUCGAUAGAAGCACGCACACACACAUCUGUAAGCCAUUUCCAUGUUGGUUUUCGCGGUAUGGUGUGCAUGCAGAGCGUCGUUGUAUUUAAUUUCCCUACACCGAUUAUUGUUGGGUGAAGCUAUUACAGACCUGCUCUAAAGUGGUGAUAUUUUUAAAGUUAUUGAUUGUCCUUUGAAUAGUCUUUAGGAAGUGAACAAUGAACCGCUAUUAUUAUUUAUUCCUGCAAUGAUAAUGGCGCGCGUGAGAUAGGGUGCAAUUGCUUCUUUCUCGAACAUAGUGGGACUUUGUACGAAUGUCAAUUCGUCGUUGCAACAUUUAAUUAAUGUUUUUGUAUUGGAUUAGUUUUUCUUACUUAAAUCUGUAUUCAGAACGGUUACAAAUGCUGUAGUGAUUGUGUAAAAAAGAAAACCAAGUUCCGUUUUCAAUUGAUGUACCAAAGAGACUGUAUAGCACAAGGAGUUGCUUAGCUCAAAUUACCCUUGCUGAGGUCAUUUAUAAGGCAGUAAACGAUGUCUUCAACCGUAGGGUGAUUUUGAUUAUCUGAGUCCAUAGAUGAGCCAAAAGCGUUACUUUUACUAAUUAUAGUGUGUAUUAAAUUGUUAGAAAAUGAUAAAUGUUGUCAAAAUUCAUAUUUCGAUUUUUGUCUCUCCAAAAUUUCGUUAGACUUCGAGGUUUGUUCUACUUAUAUUAGAAUGGACGAUUCUGAAGACAAUUCAAGUGCUGGUGAUACUAAAAUGCGGCACACUCCAUCAUCCGGUAAGUCUAAACAAAAGAAGAGGUCUCUUGUUGAACGGGAACUGGAAACAAACUUGACAGCUCAUGUCACUUCUCCUGUGACCAUUGACGAGGUUUGCAACACUAGCCGGUAUGGCAGAGCCCUACGUGUUAAAAAAGAUUCAGAUUUCAUGGAUACUGAGAGAUUUAUGACAAAAUCUGCGAAGUCACCAACUAGAGAAAAAAUACCUGAAACUAUGCAGUCUUCUCCAGUUUACAAAAUGCAUGCAUCAAAUUCACCCAUCAAAGGAGAAAGAGGAAAAACAGAUAUGAUUGUUUCACUUGAAUCCAGUUUGGAUAGUCAAAUCGAAAAUAUAUAUAAUGAAAAUAUGUCUCUCAGUCGUUUCGGUUCUAGUGAGAAAAAAAGACCAUCCACUAGCUUCCCUAAAGUGUAUGUCAGAAAAGAUUUAAUCCAAAAUAGAGAGAAAGAUGAUACUGUUCAUUUAAUAAAGAACAUGUUCUCUCCUGGUAGUGGUAAAAAAUCUACUAAUAGCCAUCUAAAGAAUAUAUUGGAACGGUCUUCUGAAAAGUAUAAUUUAAAGAGUAGUGGAAAGAAAUCUGUAAACUCUAAUGCUUACAUGAAUACAUCUUCUGUUGUGAAGACUCUUGACUUCGAUAAUAAUAAAAAUAAAAGAGUUAGCAUGGAUAAAGUUGUACCCUCAAAGAGUGAUCUAUUUGAUUUGGAAGCUAGGUGUGAAUAUCAAGUCGGAGAUCUGGCUUGGGCAAGAAUGGGAACAUAUCCGUUUUGGCCAUGCAUAGUUACUAGAGAACCAUCAAGUGGAAUGUUUGUUAAAAAGAAAUUGUUUGGCCGCAUUGAACAUGAUAUUAUACACGUGACAUUCUUUGGUGACAAUGGAAGGCGCAGUUGGAUUGUUGACAGCAUGCUGAGAAAAUUCCUCGGGCAGUUAGAGUUUGAGGCCACUAGGGAGCAUUUUGGUUCUUCGGCAAAGAAAAGAGACCCAAAAUUAUAUGCUGCCUUCUUUGUAUCGGAGAAAAAAAUGCCUCAGUGGUCAAUUUCUGUUGAAGAGGCUGAAACUCUACUACGCGAGCCGAAGAGACUAAGGAUUGAAAUUUUUAAUGAUAUGCUUGCUAAAUCACGAAGUAUGAAAGCAAUGAAGCCAAAGAGUGGUAAAAUAUCGCGAACUAGUAGUAACGUAUCGUUGAGCGAAAGUUUAUAUGACACAUUAUUUUCGGAAAAUGGUAACUUUGAAGAUUUGGGUGGUUCUAAAAGUAAGACUAGAAGGUCUUUGGAUGUUUCAGAAGUAGUUACUGCAUGCCUUGACAAUAUGGCAGCCAAAUCAGGUAUAACAAAGAUACAAAAACAAUCUCAUAUGGAUAUAUGGCUUCAAAAAGCUAAAUCUAAAACACCAGAGAAAUCACAAGUCAAACAUCAAGUUCCUCCAAAAGAGAAAGAAAAAUUAAUGAGUUCCAAAAGAAAAAGGUGCGAAGCACCUAAAAAUGUACCUCUGAAAAAGCCUUAUAGCUUAAGAAAAUCUUAUGAAUCUCAAAACUUAACGUGUCAUGAUAGUGAACAUGACUAUAGUGGUCCAAUUAGGAAUAAAUCUGGUGUGAUUCCUGGAAUAACUUUUGGAAUAAUUACGAAAGUCGAAUCCCUUAGGGGUAAAGGAGAUGAUAAAAUAGAUAAUACAGAGGAUAUGGCUGACAAAACUGAUAUUGAAGAGAACAGUGUCAAUUUGUGUGAGUCUCCCACUUACACCCAAGACUAUGACGAUAUCCAUGAAGUUGAACCAAAAACUUCAUAUGAAGUUUUAGAUGAACCUGAAAACGUGCAAGAUGCUUCAGAAAAAUACAAGGAAAACAGUAUUGAAGAAGAUAUUACAAAUGACACAAUAAAUAAUGAUAUAAGUGAUGAUACAACAGAAAUUCAACACAUUUUGAUCACAUCAACUUUCUCAAUUCCUUCUCAUGAUAAAUACAUAGAUAAGUCAAAUAUUUCUCCUAAUGUUAAUCUUGUCGAUAAUAAAAAAAGUAACUCUCCAUCUAGCUUAGACGUUAAUGGAGAUUCACUUGUAGAUAGCCAAAGUAACCACAAUAAUACAGUUAAUGGAAUUAACAAAAUAAAAAAUUUACAAUUAAAACUGAAUAUUGACACGCAGGAUGAAAUGAACAACAUUAAAGAUAACGAUUCUAGUAAUCAUGUAAAUUCAUUAAUGAGCAAUGGCUUUAAAGACACUAGUAUAAAUAUAAGUAUACAAAGUAUUACGACAGAUACAGAUAGCAGUUUUGAUAAUACUUUACAAAACCUGGAGGACAAUGAAAUCACUGUUUGUAGUUCCACUAAACCUCGCGAUAAGCCUCUGCGUAUAUCAAAAAAACGAAGCUUGCGUUUAAAAAAUCGCAGUAAACCUAAAAAUUCUAAGGCUCAAGAAAAUGAUGCUUUUGCUAAAUAUGUAGAAUACCGAAAAGAUACGCUUAUAGAUGAGUAUCCGCAUUUGUCACAUACUGAAAUAAUGGACUACCUUUCCAAAACUUGGCAGUAUGAACAAGGCGACGAAUCAAAAGCAAAUAAACCUAGUUUAAGUAGUAACGCUACCAAAGAAAUAAUCAGUGAGAAAUCGGAAACUACUAAUCCAAACAAUGUUUGUAAAACACCUCGUUCUAAACUUAAUUCUGGAAAACGAGUUUGUGCCGUGAGCUUGACUGAUAUUCUUUUACAAAGUAAUAUAAGUGUCGCUUUUAGAAAUGGAGAGAAGACGUGUAUUUGGCCAAUAAUGGAAAAUUCUAGUGAAUGCAAUGAUGUGGAAGGGAAUAUUAUGAAAGAUAAAAAUAAAGGUAAUGACGAAAUCUCAAAUAAAAUUGUUUCAGAAAUCAAUGAAACGAAUUCUAGUAAAACUGAAGAUAGCAAAAUGCCUAGUGAGGAAUUUGAUCAUCAAAAAACAUUAAAUGACCAUGCAGUUGCAUGCGAUAGCAAACACGAAAGUAAAAUAAAUGAAGAAUCAACAUCAAACGUAGAUUUAGAAAAUAAUUUAGAUGCUGUUAAGAAUUGUGCUGAUAAUGAAAGUAACAUAAAAAAAAUUAUUCCAUAUGGUCCAUCGAAUGCUUCGAAGAACAAUAAUAUUGAUUCUUCACUUAAUACACACACUAUUAUAGAAAUCACUUCUGACAUAACACUCUUAUCAGAUGUAACAAAUGUAAAUGUGAAUAAUUCUCAGUUACCUAACAAUGAAAGUGCUGUACCAGUUUCCCUUCAAGACGAAAACUUUACUGAAAACGUUGAUGUUGAGGAGAGUAUUAGGUCAGAUGAAUCUGAUAAAUUAGUUUCGAAGCCAACCUCUAAUAAAUCAAUUUUGAAACAUGUCAUAAAUGAAUCUCUAGAUGUUUCAUCAAUCAAUGAUACAUUAGAUGUUUCAUCAAUUUGCAAUACAACAGUGAAUGUAAAGCAAUCUUUAAUUAAUACAAAUUCUGAGAAAGAAACUCCGAUUAAGGUAGACGAUACAAAUAAAUUUUUAAAUAAUUGUAUUUUAUCGGACAAUACAAAUGUUGUACAAGUGAGCUCACAAGAUGCUAAUACGGUCGAGAACAAUAUUGAAAAUAUGGAUGUUUCAGAAAGUAACAUAUCAGGAAAUUGCGAACAAUCGGCUUCGAUCUGUAUAAUAAACGAAUCACAUUUUAUAUCAGAUGUUAUUAUGUCAAGCAAUACAGCAGAUCAUGGAACGAAAUCUCCACCUUAUACAAAUUUGAUGGAAGAAAAUCCGAAUGAUGCAAUAAAUAAAGAAAACAUGAAAUCUCAUGUAUCUGGCAAUGAACACGAUAACAGAGAAGACUCUGUUUUAGAGAAUGAACUAAACGUCGCUCAUGUUUGUCUGCAAGAUGCUGAUAAAGUGGCAAACCACAGUGAAAACUAUGUUGUUACGGAAGAUGAUAUAUCCGUUAAAUCAGUUGAAUCAAUUCUAACAGAUGAAACAGAAACUGAUAAAAUUUCAGCAUCUACUGAUAUAAUUGAUAGAAUUUCAGAAUCUGCUGAUAUAAUUGACAGAAUUUCAGAAUCUGCUGAUAUAAUUGUCAAGGAGCCUUCCAUUAUACCACCGAACCCUGAUCUGGAGAUGAAUGAACAUAUUGAAUUAAAAAGGAAUGACGAUGACAAAGUAAUUCCCAUCGUAGAAAAUGUUGCCAAAUUAGCGGAUCAUCAAAAUAGUGAUUUUAAUGAUAUUUCAAUAAAGAGUCCUGAAAACUUCAAAAUGGUUGAUGAUGAGAAGAACAUUACCGGUGUUAAUAAAAUUAAGUCAUUUACCGAAUGCGCACAGGAACAUAUUAAAUUAAAUGGAUUCAAUUCUAAUGAUGAUUGUACACCAGAAGUUAGUGAAGGAGAAUUUAAUGCUGAAACGUCAUCUAUACAUUCGGAAGACAGUGAGCCUCUAUCCACAGUUAAAAGUAAAUUGCAAUUUAAAAAUCGACAUAAAAUAAACGACAUUAACAAUCCGGAAUUUUUAAAAUACAUGGACUUACGACAAGAUGCGCUUAUGGAUGAACAUCCAGAACUAAGUCACGAAGAACUUGUUAAAUACAUGUAUAAAACAUGGUUAUAUGAAGAAAGUACCAAAUCUGAUUUUAUGAAAACUGAUGAUAUCGCACAGUCCGGGUUAGUGAAGGGAUUGGAUGAUAAUUUGAGACAAAAAUCUAUACGAAACAGUUUUCGUGCAAGCAAAAAACGUAAACAUAAAUCUGGCAAUGAAGAUUCAAUAUCUGUUAGUUCUGAUACCAGUGAUGUUUCGAUCAAAAGAAAAUUACGUAAAAGAACUAUUCAGUCCCCUGUUGGUACAAUUGACAAUAGUCAAAGCAGCUUUAGUAAAGACAGUAGCCCAGAGAGGAAAAACUUGGAAGAAAAUGAAGUUGAGUCCAUUAAUUGUGAUUUCAAUAAUGAAUCCUCUAAAGAUCUAAAAGCAAACGUGAUUUGUGAUGAUAAAAUGACAAAUAAACUAUUGUCAGAGAAUAAAUUGGAAAUUCCUAUUGAGCCACAGUUACAAAAGGAAGCAAAGGUUUCGGAAAAACCACCACCUCAAUGUAUUUUAAGCAACAAUGAUUGUAAACCAAAAAAAUAUUUCGACAUUUUCAAUCAAGUUGAAAAGAAACACCAAGUUCCAGAGAUAACUAUUAAUGAUUAUGAUAUUAAUGUCAAAGAAGAAUAUGAUCCAGAAACAGUGUCCAUAGAUUCCGAGGAUAGCGAAGUGUCACUUACAAAACGUAAGCAACGAAAAAAUGGAAAACAGUUAAGCAAAGAUGACCCAGAUUUCUUAAAAUAUGUAGAGCUCAGGCAAGAUGCACUUAUCGAUGAAAAUUCUGAAUUAACUCAUGAUGAAAUUGUUUCAUACUUAUUUAAAACUUGGUUAUACGAAGAGAGCGUGAAGUCCGACAUAAAAAAGUCGGAUGAAAUUGACCAAGCUAGUUUAAUAAAAGGAUUAAAUCCAGAUACACUCCAGCCAAAGAAAGUCCGGAAAAAAACUAAAGCUGAUAAAGAGUUGACUGUUGAUGUGGUGAUUGAUGAUACUAUUCCAAAAGACAAACCGAAACGUAAAUCAUCGCACCCAUUCUAUAUUGAAGAUGAUUUGUCUGACUCGGAAGACAUUGAAGUAUUUGAUAUCUUUAAAUCAAAGAAGAAGCUUCCAAGCGAUGAAGUAAUUGAAGUCGAUGAAGACGUUGUAGAUCAAGUUGAUUUGUAUUUUAAGCAACUAACGAAACCAAAACCUAAUGUUUUCAAAGGAUUAGUGAGAGAAAAAGUCUGUGGAAUUUGUGAGAGGACGAGCAACCUAGUCAAAUGCAAAGGUUGCAGUAGCAUGUUCCAUGUAGAUUGUAUUAAAAAAGAGGAUGAAGUGAAGGUUGAAGCAAGCCCACCUGUAAGAGGCAGAAAGAAAAAGAAAAAACUCGGACGCAAGCCAAAGAAUUUGGACGAAUCUGGAAGUCACAGCGACGAUAAAUCACAAGAUAUCUCUGAAGAGAACAAUGUUUCGAUCGAGGACGUCACAAAACAAGAAUCUUACGUUGUCGAUGCUGAGAAUUUCGAAUCAGUCUUAGAGGUCAAAAUGAAAGAGUUGAUACCUAUGGCUGGAGAUUAUUAUUCAUAUUCCAACUGCGACGGCAUUCAUUGGAAUGGUACAAUCGCUGACAAAUGCAACAUUCUACUGACACCAAAGAUAGAAACGGAUUAUUCAGAUUUCAAAUGCAACAAUUGUCAAAUACACGACAUUCCUGUGUGUUUCGUGUGCAAGUCGGCUGUAUCUAAAACGGGCGUAAAAUAUAGGCAGAGGUGUCAGACUGCACACUGUCAUAAAUAUUAUCAUAUGGAAUGCUUGGACCAUUGGCCUCAGACGCAAUUUCAGGCUGGAGAGCUUUGCAAGACUGGUGGCAAGGUGGAUGGACGUUUCGAAGAGUUUAUGUGUCCAAUACAUGUGUGUCACACUUGUGUAUCUGACGAUCCUCGUGGUUGUAAGACGAGAUUUUGUGGGGACAAAUUGGCUCGGUGCGUCAGAUGCCCGGCCACUUACCAUUCAUUCACCAAGUGCUUGCCUGCUGGAUCGCAAAUUUUGACCGCAUCACACAUCGUCUGUCCAAGACAUUAUGAACAAAGACCUGGAAAAGUGUCGUGUCACGUGAACACAGGAUGGUGCUUCAUAUGUGCACUGGGUGGUUCUUUGAUCUGCUGCGAGUACUGUCCAACUUCGUUCCACGCCGAAUGCCUCAAUAUAAAACCACCGGAAGGUGGAUACAUGUGCGAAGACUGCGAGACUGGCCGCUUGCCUCUUUACGGCGAAAUGGUGUGGGUGAAAUUGGGACAUUAUCGAUGGUGGCCAGGCUUGAUCCUGCAUCCUUCAGAAAUACCGGACAACAUUAUGGCGGUGAAACAUUCCCCUGGCGAGUUCGUGGUACGCUUCUUUGGUCAAUACGAUCAUUAUUGGGUCAAAAGGGGACGCGUGUUCCCCUUCCAAGAAGGUGACUCCGGAAGAAUAUCAAGUCAAAAGUCUAAGAUAGAUGCGGCAUUCACGACGGCUAUGGAGCACGCGCAAAGAGCUUGCGAAAUAAUGAAAGCGGCCGUAAAGAACGAUGUGGAGGACACAGAUAUAGCGUCGUCACUACUGCCGCCUCACUACGUGAAGCUGAAGGUGAACAAGCCAGUCGGGUCGGUGUGCUCGCGGCGCGCGGACGUGCAGGAGAGCUCGCUGACGCAGUGCGACUGCAGCCCCGACGUGGAAGACCCGUGCGGGCCCUACUCGCACUGUCUCAACAGAAUGCUUCUAACCGAAUGCGGUCCGAGUUGCCGUGCGGGCGACCGUUGCAACAAUCGCGCGUUCGAGAAACGCCAGUACCCGCGAGUGGCGCCGUACAGGACGCCUCACCGGGGCUGGGGGCUGAGGACGCUGCAAGACAUCGCGGCCGGUCAGUUCGUGAUAGAAUACGUGGGAGAAUUGAUUGAUGAAGAGGAGUUCAGGAGGAGAAUGAAGCGGAUGCACGAAAUACGCGACGAGAACUUUUACUUCUUGACUCUGGACAAAGAGAGGAUGAUCGACGCUGGCCCUAAAGGGAACCUGGCUAGGUUUAUGAAUCAUUGCUGCGAACCGAACUGUGAGACCCAAAAAUGGACUGUGCUAGGUGACGUCAGAGUGGGGCUCUUCGCUAUAAAGGACAUACCAGCGAUGAGUGAGCUAACAUUCAACUACAACUUGGAAUGCGCCGGCAUUGAAAAGAAACGCUGCCUAUGUGGAGCGAAGCGAUGUUCGGGAUACAUUGGCGCGAAACCGAAGCAGGACGAACAGCCAAAGAAAUCUAAACGCACUUAUAAGAAGCGUAAACCCACCGAAGAAUCGCCGUCCACAAGCAAAAAUAAGCCUAAAAGACCCGUGGGCAGGCCGGCCAAGCCGAGGGAAUUAACAGAAAUAGAAAAAGACUUGUUGAUAAUAAAGAACGCGACCAAUGGAUUAUCCAGCGACUCUGAAUGCAGUGGAAGACUGAGCAGCAUAGAAUCUGAUAGAAACAUCAAAGCCUUAAAGAGAAAGAGAGUCAGUUUUUCUACCGAUGAAUUUACCCCGCCUACCAGUUCCCCUAACAACGCGAAAAGAGUGAAAUUAGACGACGAUAAAGCCAUAGAGGUAGGCGACUGAUUUAUAACUAAACGUAGAUUUUAUUGUUAUAAUACUAAGGUCGAUUUUGAUUCGUUGACGAAUUAAAUUCGGUGCAGUCGUACUGUACAUAUUUUUUAAAGAAGCAUUUUGAUAAACUUGUGAACUGUAGUUUGUGAUGUUUGUCAGUAUGUCUAAAAGUAUAAUGAGGUCCCAUAUGUGAAGAUUUGAUAUUAAAAAAUAAAAAAAAGUUUGUACAUUUUAAUUAUGUUUGAUUUACUAAGGAUUUUUUGAGGAUAAAGUCCAUAUGUUUUAUGGUUAUAUAUAUGGAAUAAUCAAUCGGUCUGAUUUUAUGAUUACUUAAAUUUGAAUCUAUCAUGUCUUAUAUUUUACAGAAUAAUAUCGUUUUUUGUUUUAUAGAAUCAUAGACAAUCGCACAGUUAAGAUUACCGAUUUACGUAAGUUCCCUUUAAUUUUGUAAAGCAAAAUGCGUAUUACAAAACCACAUAGUCUAUUAUCAAAAAAUCAUUUUCCAAACUUAAUAUUUGUUUCUUAGAUUUUCACGCACAUCACUCAUUAAAUAAAACUAGUUUCGAAACGUCAAUAAAUAAAUAAAGUUUCGUGCAUU
Molecule: messenger RNA, 9518 nt
Organism: Chilo suppressalis (striped riceborer)
Lineage: Eukaryota; Metazoa; Arthropoda; Insecta; Lepidoptera; Crambidae
Source: the annotation of a GenBank genome assembly